Pelmatolapia mariae (spotted tilapia) is the source of this 3343-nucleotide messenger RNA. RefSeq names its product complement C1q-like protein 2. Gene Ontology annotation, molecular function: protein binding. NCBI's taxonomy places the organism in Eukaryota, Metazoa, Chordata, Actinopteri, Cichliformes, Cichlidae. The record is from RefSeq and is a predicted model, not a curated record. The transcript is spliced from 2 exons. The coding region runs from base 433 to 1212 and encodes 259 amino acids.
CGCAUCACUAAGCGCUGUAAACAUCGUUUCCAUCGCUCAGUUUUCUUCUCUAAUCUCGAUAUUACUCGUUCAUCGGUCAGUAGAAAAGAGUUUUAAUUUGAAGGCCACAUCCUCUGUCUUCCGGUCUCAUCCUUUCUAACUCUGACAGCUGGAGGCAUCUGUCCGCGCGCACCCAGCCAGCCAGCCAAGACGCGCACCCUCUCUCCGGUCAUAUCCGCUGCCCACAGGCUAGAAGACGCCAAUUAGAAAAGCAGGAGCGAGUUACGCGCACUUACUGAACUUCACCUGUUUUGGUUUUUCUCUUCUGGAACCCCCCCUCUGUCCUCUGUCACGAUUCCUCCCCAGAGCCGCUCCUCGGGUUUUUUAUCUUCCAUUGGUCCCCGAACGGCGCGGAGGAAGUGGUCCGUGGUGUUUCUGGUGACCGCCGUCGCGAUGGUUUUGUUAGUUCUCGCCAUCGCUGUCCCAUUACUGCUGAUCCGCACCUCUAAAACCACCGCUCAUUACUAUGAGAUGAUGGGCACCUGCCGGAUGGUUUGCGACCCGUACAGUCCCAAACCGGGAGGCGCCACGGCCAUGGAGGUGAUCCAGAACCUGAACGGGGCGGCUCCGCUGCCGCCGAUGGCGCAAGGGAGCCGCGGGGAGCCAGGGCGACCGGGUAAACCGGGACCCAGGGGCCCACCGGGCGAACCGGGACCCCCUGGUCCCAGGGGCCCACCGGGAGAGCGCGGCGACGUAAAACUAUCCUUCCCUGCGCUGACCGGAGGUGCGGGGGGUGACAACGGCGAGACAGAGGUAGCCAACGCCACUGCGAGCGGUUUCAGGAUCGCUUUCUACGUCGGUCUGAAAAAUCCGCACGAAGGAUAUGAGGUGUUAAAGUUUGACGACGUGAUUACAAACUUGGGGAACCACUACGAUUCGAGCACCGGGAAGUUCACCUGCCAUGUGUCCGGGAUCUAUUUCUUCACUUAUCAUGUGCUGAUGCGGGGAGGAGACGGGACGAGCAUGUGGGCCGACCUGUGCAAGAACGGGCAGGUUCGAGCCAGUGCCAUAGCUCAGGAUGCAGACCAGAACUAUGACUACGCCAGCAACAGUGCUGUACUGCAUUUGGACUCUGGAGAUGAGGUCUACGUCAAGCUCGACGGCGGCAAAGCUCAUGGUGGAAAUAAUAACAAAUACAGCACCUUCUCUGGCUUUAUCUUAUACCCCGACUAAUCACGCUGCAGCACAUCCUUGGACAGUCACUGAAUAUAGUUUACAGUAAAGAAUAUGAUCAACUCGGUUUCUGUUCUUUUGAAUAGGUGCAACAUUAGUGGCUUUAUCUGCAACUUGUUGUUCUGUUACUUCAGUCAAAGAUCCUUUUUGUAUAUUUAUUUGAACUUAAGUUCACCUGGAGGUUGCUGUCAUUAGUGCGUGUGUGAUACCUUAGUGUGAAGAAACAAAUGCUCCAGAUAAUUUAGACCAUCCCUGGGAGAAAAUAUUACCUGAGCUCCUUUCUGAAAUGCUAUGGCGGCAACAGGUCUGAAGACGUAAAGCUAACAACUGGAUGCUUACAGGCUGAGAGGGUCUUCUGAAGCCACAUGUGUGUUAAAAGUAUGCAGUAUUUCGAAGACAAUAUGAAGAAAUCAAGAUGUAAACUGAAUGUCAGAUAAGCAGUUUUCAGAGUAUAAAUUAGCCAGUAAUGUUUGCCCUUGUGGCCUGUCAAUAGCAGCAGUGAAAACAUUCAUGGCAAAAUCAAUCCAUUCAGUGAGUUCUGACCUUUCAGGGAGCUGGAGGGGGAAAAGAAGGAAGCUGCUGUAGUUUUAUUGUACUGUCCAGCUUUAUUUAACUUCCUCUAAUAGAUUAUGAGCAAAACUCAAAAAUCAUAGUUUGUGGAAACUUAAAGGGGAUAUCUCAUGUUAAUUUUCAGUUCCAUAUUUUAGUCUUGCAUUCAAGUAGAGUAGAUUUGCAUGAGUCACAGUUAAAACCAAUUCUUAUUUAUCAAAUAUUGGGCCUUAAUGCAGCCUCUCAGUUCAUCCUCUGUUUGAAAAAACUCACUUUACCUACUUUCCAACUCCCCUUAAAACACCUUUCUUCUGGUUUGUGUGCCUGUGAUGGUCAUAUUAGGAACAUCCUUUCUGUAGGAUAUCAUACCAAUCCAAGAAUAGAGCAAACUGGCAGAAAUAAAGCAUUUAAAGCAAUCUGAAGUCCAAAGUCUAAAUUUUGGCUCACUUGAACAAGUUUAGCACACUUACAACAAAAAAGUUAUUUUGUUGACUGAGCUUCCCCACUAGCUAGCUAUAGCUAUCAGCUAGCACGCGCAGAAGUUUAUAAAUAUACUUUCCCCAAAUUCAUUAAAAUUCUUUGUUGAAUAAAAUUAUGCAUAACCACAAGGGAAUAUUACGUCCAUAAAAGGCAAAGGGCCCAGAUGAAAUAUAAAGAUUUUUUGACUGAGUUAUGCUAACACAUCCCUGGCUAGCUAGCAUAACUGUAGCUAGCCCACCAGAUAAAACAGUUUACCCAUACUUCUGUUCAUGUAGGUCUAAGGGCUUGUGAGUAGUUUCUACAAGUUUCUAAAGUGACAAAAACGGUUCCACCAAACCAGGUGCUUGGGAUCAUACUGACACACUGUUAUUUCCUUCUGUCCUUAUUUCUUUUCCCCCAUUGCUAACAAUCAAGCACAUCACCACCAGUAUGCGUGGGUAAUUGGAGCAGCAACUUAAAAGUAAGGUGUAUAUUUUUUUCAUAUCCAUCUUUAAACAAUAAUAAGGCAUCAAUAUCCAUGACAAAACUUUUUUUUUCUUGGCGUAUUAAACCAUUGGCUUUCAAAUGUGGUUUCAGUGUAAGUGAUGGAGGAACUAAAUACAAAGUAUAAAGCAAAACGUCAUGUUCAGGAGUCGUAUACCUGUUUGUGCUUUAAUUUUCCAUUCAAGAGUAGCACAGAAAGAUGUUAAAGAGACAGACGAAUGAAGUGUGGUACUAAAAGAGUGCAAAUUUUGGAGGAGAUGUUGCGAUUGUGUGGCUAUGGAAAGCUGCCACGGACGUAUCCAAUAAUGUUUAGCUGGGACAGGAGGAAAUGUUAAAGUCAUUUCUUUAUUCAUAUGAGCAUUGUUUUAAGAUAGUCUUGAAAAAAAAUAUUCAUCCUUAAAAUGGGACUGCAGUACAUUUAACUCUUCAGUCAGUGGAAACUACCAGAGCUUAAAGACAUGGAAGACAUUCACUGUAACAAGGAAAUCUGUGGUGCUUUGAAUAGUGUCCAGCGUCUUACAAAGUAACCAAUCACCACACGUGAAAGAUACACAUGGAUGUCUCACGUCCUUACUGAAUCUGUUCUGUUCUCCUCUCAUUGACAUCAAUAAAUACUGUU